AUGAGUGAAUGGACGAUAGCAGAAUGUAAUUCAGCACCAAGUGAAUAUAGGUCGAACAAGGUAAGCAACUACAAUGGUGUUAUGAUUGAUGUUUUUUCAGUCGAUUCUAAAAAAUCUCAUUUUAAUGACGAAAACAAUAAGAACAAGAUAUUAUCAAGUAAACGAAAACGAUAUUUGAGAGCAUCGCGUCCAUUCUUCUGUGAUCUAUUAUUAAGUGUACUGGCAGGUGGUAUAAUAUUAGCUACUGUAAUUACCAUGUGGUCUACAUCUUCAACUAUAACAACAACAGACACCACAACUACCUCGACAACUUCAACUACAGUCACGACAACAACAACAACAACAACAACAACUUCAACAACAUCAAAAACAACAUCGACAACAUCGUCGACAACCUCAACAACAGCAACGACAACGACAUCAACGACUUCGACAACAGUUACAACUUCAACAACUACCACGGUACAAAUGCCUGGAUGGUCGAUCAGUGGAACUAUGAAUUAUGAUCGAUAUUAUCAAACAGACUCUAUAUUAACAAAUGAGAAAAUUUUGAUUGCCGGUGGAUAUUCUACCUCGCUUUAUGCCUUAAGUACUGCUGAAUUGUAUGAUUCAGCAACAUGGAAGUGGACAUUAACUGGAAGUAUGAGUUAUACUCGAUAUAUUCACACAGCAUCAGUUUUAAUCAAUGGAAACGUAUUAGUUGCAGGUGGAUAUUCUACUGCUAUUGGGAGUGUAAACACUGCUGAGUUGUAUAAUCCAUCGACAGAAGUAUGGACGAUCACUGGAAGUAUGAGCUAUGCUCGAUAUGGUCACAUAGCAGCAAUACUAUCAAAUGGAACAGUAUUGAUCGCUGGUGGAUAUUCUUCCACUUAUGGUUAUUUAAGUACUGCUGAAUUGUAUAAUCCAUCAACUGGCAUAUGGACACUUACAGGAAGUAUGAAUUAUGAUCGAUAUUUUGCCACAGCAUCUCUAUUAGCUAAUGGAAAAGUAUUAGUCACAGGUGGAUAUUCUUCCACUUAUGGUGCUUUAUAUACUACUGAAUUGUAUAAUCCAUCAACAGGCGUAUGGACACUUACUGGUAGUAUGAAUUAUGGUCGAUAUGUUCACACAGCAUCUGUGUUAACAAAUGGAAAAGUUUUAGUCACUGGUGGAUAUGAUAGUGGAAUUGAUUGGAAUACUGCUGAAUUGUAUGAUUCAUUAACAGGUCUAUGGACAAUCACUGGAAGUAUGAGUUAUUCUCGAUACCAUCAUAAAAUGGUCGUCUUGAUGAAUGGCGCAGUAUUAGUCGUUGCUGGAUAUGAUGUCACUAAUGGCGUUUUAAACAGUGUCGAAUUAUAUAAUUCAUCAACAGGUACGUGGACAAUUACUACUAGUUUGAGUUAUCCUCGCCAUGCUCAUACGGCAACUGUAUUAACAAAUGGAAAAAUAUUAGCUGUAGGUGGAGUUGGAAUUAGCUCUUCGGAGCUGUACCAACCAUAG
This is a messenger RNA of Rotaria sp. Silwood1, 1479 nucleotides long. NCBI's taxonomy places the organism in Eukaryota, Metazoa, Rotifera, Eurotatoria, Philodinida, Philodinidae. The record is from the annotation of a GenBank genome assembly.